AUGUCAAACCCUUAUCUACGAACAACGCCCGAGGAGCUAACGUUGUUUCUAGAUGACGUGAAAAAGAAUGUCACGUCAGAUGAGGAUACCGACUUUAAGAAGCUACUACUAUACCUUUAUGGCUUCACCAAUGCCAAGUUUGAGGCUCUUCGAUCUGAGAACGCCUCCACUGGAUCAUCCCAAGUGUUGAAUCUUCUGCUACGACUAGUCGAUACGAUUGCUUUAGUGCUUUCCAAAAAGAAGCAUCUCCUCAAUGCCGAAAUCACGCCCGCUGAAAUAUCCCUGGUUCUUAUGGGAGCCACCACAGUGUCAGUUCCCUUCGGUAACCAGAACGUCUACGAAUGGGGUGUUCAUUUCUCCAUGAGUUGGCUACUGCAAUUUCCUGGCAACAUGGCUGCCACUAAUGCUGUGAAGCUGCUUCUAAUUGGACUCAUUAAUAGCGUUACUGUCCAUGUGAAUGGGUUCAAGUACGCCAGACAAGUUCAGCUUGCGUUGAUGCGGCUACUUUCUGAAAGUGUAAAUACACUUUUCACACAAGUCAGACUAAUAAGGAACCAUACUGAUACUUUGACCGCUACAGUCCAUUUGUUGAGUGUGGUGAAUGACUAUGAUGUCCAGCGCAAGCUCCUUCUAACUGCCAAUGCUACAAGACUCCAGCUUGAAAGUUUCACCAAGCGUAUAUGCUUCGUUCUCGACGCUAUUGAAUUUGCAACUCCAGAGGACGAGCUUCUACCGUUGGUAGACUAUCUCAAAAGUGUUCUUUUGCAUGGAAUGACAAGUAAUCUUUUGCUUGACGAAAGCUUGAAGUGGUCGCAAGUGACCUAUCUCAUGACAUGGGUACAUUCUCAUUUUGAUAGCUUCAAACUACACGGCAAGACUAUGUUUCAAUUCAAGACAUUCAAUAAGGCUACCUGUCUAAGUCUCAUGAAGAUUUUUGUCUUUUGCCGCCAGAAGGGUCUCGUCCAUAAUUUCUUCAGCAGUUUUGAUACCGGUGUUUUUGAAGAAGAGCAUGAGUUCACCAGUGUCGAAAAGCUACUCUCCGUGUCUCGGUUCCCACCCUCAAUAAAAAAACUAUCGCAUAUCCUCAUUCAUCAACAAGCUGCUAAUAAUAAUUUGACGCUUACAUCCAAUGCUGUUAUUUUAGCCUCCAUUCCGUUCGUGGAUGCGGAGCUUGACCAGCUCAGGACUUCAAUCUUGGAGGAUGAGACGGAUGAUCCAUCAAAAGCUCUUCAGUUCAUCACAGAUUCUCAGGUAUCUUUUAAAAGGUAUCUUCACUCAAAUAACCUGGACUCGCUUCCAAAUGUUAAGAGUUGGCUCGGCUACGUAGCCUCCCUCAUUAAACUUGAUGGUUCAUCUUCGGCUAAACUGCCGUUUAAUAAUAAGGCAACAUUGCUCACUUUUAUCAAUACACUCAGCAUUGUCCCUGCAAUCUUGACCGAGGAUUUUAACUAUAGAUCAGGGGAGUCCAUUAGCAUGUCGACGCUAUCGACCAAAAACAUCUUCAGCUCCAUUUCUUUAGACAGACCCUCAAUACUCGAGGUACUGGAUGCUGAGGUCAUAUACCGUGAGGUCAUUUGUGACUUUCUAUUACACGGUAAAAGAGACUACUUGUUAAGUGACUCGUCAUUAAUUGUUGCUUUCUUGUUAGCAUUGUUCAACAUUUUUGCAGCUUAUAGGCCUCCAACGAAAGAUAUCGAACAAGAGCCUUGUCAUAUGUUUGUCCUCCAAUGCCUUUCUUCAAGCAGAUGUAGAGAGGCCCGAGUCAUUGCAGCGAGAGUGUUACCAUUGUAUCUAAUCCAUCACCAAGACGACUUUCUGGAAAACGUCUUCAAAUCAUCGUUCCUGGCUGUUUCUAAGAUCAAGUUUAGUGACCCGAAAUUGAUCCACAUGGCGGAAUCCACCUUAAUGGCUCUUAGUGAAUUGGCCAUAGUUUGCGAAGGAGAGUGGUUAUGCGUGAUAUUCAUCAAGAUGAUCGAUUGUUUUGGAGAGGCGAACGAACAGCAUGUCAACCUUGCCUAUAAUUUUCUCCUUUACGUUGCAACGGCCAAAUCAUUGACUCCUUACAAGCUCCUAUCGCCAUACUUACCAAGUAUCGCUGAGAGGAUCGUUAAAAAAGCUAGGAUGUUUUCGAGGAUAACAAGCCUUUUAGGAGUUUCCAAGCGUUUCUUUCUCAGUCAAACUCGAGACUACACUACGCCUCGCCUUCUUGAGUAUUAUAAGCAUGAUUUUAUCCAAGAAAUUGCAGAAGCUUCUAAUAUGGACAAGACUAAAUUGGUGGCAAAGACGCUCCCAAGGAUAAUGGCCACGUACCUUUGCAAAGACGACACCAUCGAAGCAGAUUACAUCGUUAACGUCUUGAGCAACACAAGCCCUCGUUAUCAAAAGCUUUCCAUAACAGAUUUAAUACCCAAUAUUGGGGAAGUACUUUGGUACAUCUUACUUCAGAUACAGCUUGAUGAGAAUGGCCAAAUUGUUAAUGAGACGAGAAUCUUCAAUGCCAUCAAAUAUGUUGCAAAAAUUAACUAUGCCAAGCGCUCGAGCCAAAGGCCUGAUUCACAGAAGUUUGAUUACGUCAAAUAUAUUUUGGGGGAACAUGUUUUAGAGCUAGUUCAAAGGUUCUCUGAGAAUGUGCAUCACAUCAAGGGUAUCAAACCAUUUCUCGAAAAGGCGGCGGCAUCAGCCUUGGGACAAAUUUCUACAUGCUUGCAAGCAUCUUUGGAAAAUCCUUCUCUUGAGUUACCAGCAAUCCAGUGUUGGAGUGUUCUCGUUCAAAAACUUGACUCGGAGAGACUUGUCUCCUUGUUUGAUAUUACCAUCUCCUUGAUUUUCCAAAAGUUUGACAGUUUACAGCACAGAUCUAAACAAAUUGCGGUAAAGAUUCUCGAGAAACUCUUCCUCGAGUUACGAGAGAAGUACAAGAAGUAUGCCCUUUAUUACUUCUCAGUCCCCUUUAUCAAGGAUUUGGAUAAGUAUUUCGUGUUGGAUGCGACCUUCAUAAGUAUGAUGAAACCAAAGUCCAAGCUAAGCUACUUCCCCGAGUUUACCAGACGGUUACAAACAAAUAACCAAUACGUCGUACACCAGGCUCUUGAUGAUUUACUUAACUUUACAACGAAGUAUCAAUUGAGUUGCCAAAGAGAUGAUUUCAAGGAUGCAGCAUGUGAGGAUUCGCUAUCUUUAUUGGUGAGGACGCUUUUAGAUGUGUCGGUUCAGUUCAAGAACAAGAAUUCCUUGAUUGCUCGGAAAUGUGCCAUGGUAUUAGGUAGCAUUGGGGCCUUAGAUGCCAACAGGUUCAAUUUCAAGACGAUUGAUUCCAGAAUAGUCAUCUUGUAUGACUUUCAAGAUUACAGAGAAAAUGCUGAAUUCCUCAGCGAGUUUAUAAAGUCUCGUGUUAUCAAGAAUUUUUGGGCAUCCAAUGAUCCGAUAAGACAGUUGUUCUCGGCAUACUCUAUGCAAAGGUUUCUAAACGUGAUGGGCUUAGACAAUUCGAUUUUAAAUUCAUCCAACCAGGGAGUUAGAGCCGAGGUGUGGAACAAGUUCUCGGAGAUCGACAAGUCUACGCUUACUCCUUUACUUUCGUCAAAAUACUUUGCUCCAGAACCACGAUACGAACCCCUUUCCUUUCCAUAUUUCAAACUUGGAAUGAAGCACGACAAAUGGCUUGUUGAUAUAACGACGAAUUUACUUCGGAGACCCCUUCACAAUAAUCUUAAACAGCAUGGUAAAAUGAUGUUGGCGAAAAGUGUCAUAUUCCAGACUUGUUCGCUUUUAAUCAGAGAUGAAGAGAUAUCCAUCGCUCAGUAUUUGCUAAAAUACGUGGUUCUAAGCCAUAUUGUUAACGGAGAGCAAGAAGUGAGAAAGAACAUUCUUGAUGAGAUCCUUACAAUCCUUAAGCUUGGCGUAGGCCAAAAUUCUACAGCCGAAAGGGUAGAAGAAUUGAAAGCAUGCUAUCAAGCGGUAUUUGAAGUGCUCGACUAUUUGAACGAAUGGGUGUCCGCUGCCACUCACAAAUUGAGUGACUCUUCACUUCCAAAGGCUGAUUCAUCCAUGAUAAAGAAGAGUCGAGAGUGUGUGGAAGGCCUACUUCACGAGAUCCCUAUGGAACUUAUAGCUCUUACGUCGUCCGAGUGUGAUUCAUAUGAGCGGACAAUUCUUUAUCUCGAAAAAUGCUAUCGUGAUGGUAAGGUCAAGAACAACAAUCGGCUCGAUAAUCUCAGUAUUACGUCAACAUUACAGUCUGUCUAUUCUAACAUCGAUGAUUACGAUGCUCUCGAUGGUGUUUUAAAGAAGUUUUCCACUAAUAACUUGGCUGAGAAGUUAGACACCUUUCAAUACAACCAAAAUUGGGCGAUUGCUCAAGAGUCGUUUGAAGUUCUCAGUGAGAUAGGCACUCACGAAGAUCGAGUUGAAUGCAAUACAAAGCUUCUUAAGUCGUUAGCCAACCAUGGGCUUUACCAUGAUGUGAUCCAGCGAUUGAAUUCCAAGACUGAAAAGAUAAACGAUUUGCCCUUACCUUGGGCCAUGGUUGGUCUCGAGGCAGCUACUGCAAUUGCUGAUAUCGAAGAAAUGAAAAAAUGGCUGACUAUUGCCAAGGUUAUCGGUAAUAGUACUGACGUUGAAGACCUUUUCCACUCGAGAUUUGCAGACUCAUUGCUCGCAUUAGGCGACGGCAACUUGGACCAUUUUAAUUCUUCAAUUAGCGAGAUAUAUGCGCUAUUGGGUCAGUCUUUGUCUCUGUCAAGAUCAUCCUCGUUCUCCAGAAAUUCAACUCUAAUGUUGCAGUUGCAUAUACUCUAUGAUACUGCUUCAAUUGUCACUACCAGGGGAAACCCAUCGGGAAUGGUAGGUACGGAACAGAUUUUGAAGGAAAGGAUGAGCAAUACUGAUCUUUCUUUUGAUAGCCACUGGAAGAUGCUUUCGAUGCAUAAGACAGUUACCGUGGUGACCGGAAACCUAGACAAGGUGUCUGACAUUUUGCUUGACUGUUCCCGAAUCGCUCGGCGUAAUGAGCGUUUAGACAUUGCAACGAAGUGUAUUAUGAACGCUAUGACCCUUAAUGAUAGUGAGGCCAACAUCGAAUAUGCAAAUCUUCUUUGGGACCAAGGAAAGCAGACUGAAGCAAUCAAGACCAUGUCAGACAAUUUAGCGACUUCGAGGUCAUCAAGUCUCGAGAAACAAGCACGGAACCAGUUACAAUAUGCUUCUUGGCUUGAUGAGUCUAGUCAUUCGUCAUCAUCCAAAAUUAUUGCCGAAUACUCGAAAGCGUACAAACUUGACCCGUCCUGGGAGAAGCCCUACUAUGACUUGGGAAGGUACCACAGCAAAUUGAUGGAGUCUCAGAACGACACGUCUGGAUAUUUCGAGCAGCAGAUUAUCAGGUUCUUUCUCAAAGCGCUUGCUCUCGGCCCGUCAUACAUUUUUGAAGCGCUUCCCAAGUUCAUCACUGUUUGGCUUGAUUUCGCUCAAAGACCUAAUAAAACUCGAGAUGCGGAGAGGAAGCUCAACCAGAUAGUGCACGACAUCAAGACCUACAAGAAUACCAUUCCGAUCUAUGUCUGGUACACUUCUAUCACGCAAAUUCUUUCAAGGAUAACACACCAGCAUCAGCCAAGUGUGGAGUUAAUGCAAGGUAUCAUUGAGUCAUUAAUAUCGGCUUAUCCUAAGCACAGUUUGUGGUAUGUCUUAUCCCAUGUUAAGUCCAAGGAUACCAUAAGAAGGCAGCGAGUGGUGAAAGUACUCAACACUUCGAAGGCGACUAAGUCGUUGGGAGAAAUCAUAGUGAGCGCAAAAAGCUUGUUUGAAAUUUUAGAAGGUAUUGCUUUAAAGAAGGUCAAGAAGGCUCAAAAGAAGAGAUGGCUAUUGACAGAUGAUUUUGGCGUCACGAAUUUACACACCAGUUACGAUUCAUUAGUGAUUCCCGUGAAGAGCAACCUAGAGAUCAAGUUACCAGCUACACGGCAUACUAGCAAGCCGGGUUCAGCGUUUCCUAAAUCAUCUUCGAUAACAUUUGAUGGGUUUGAUGAAGAGGUAAACAUCUUCCACUCAUUGCAAAUGCCGAAACAAAUCACUAUCAGAGGAACUGAUAGCAAAGCUUACAGACUUAUGCUCAAGCGAGAUGAUACCCGAAAAGAUGCCAAGGUUUUUGAGUUCUCGAAUAUGAUCAACAGAUUAUUGUCCUUGAAUAAUGUUGCACGCAAAAGAAACCUCAUCAUUGAGAAUUACUCUGUUAUUCCUCUUGCUGAGGACAUGGGAGUCAUCGAAUUCGUUCAAGAUGUACAAACGAUGAAAUCUGUCAUUCAUGAACAGCAGAAGAAACACGGAAAGGUUCCCCACGAUCGGAAGAUUUUCAUGAAGUUAGAUGAAGCGCAAAAGGUUGUCAAAGCCAAGUAUGCUUCCGAUGAAAAUGCCAUGACUGCUUUGAUUUCGCUUUUUGAUAAUAUUUGCGAUGAAUUUCCGCCUGUUCUUCACCAGUGGUUUAUCGAUCAGUUCUCUGAUCCAGCAUUCUGGUACUUGGCUCGCAAGGCAUACACGCGAACUGCCGCUGUCAUGUCAAUUGUUGGCUACAUCAUUGGCUUGGGUGAUCGUCAUUGCGAGAAUCUCUUAUUCUUCAAACGAAACGGAGCUGCUUUGCACAUUGAUUUUGAUUGUUUAUUUGAAAAAGGUCUAACGUUGCCCACCCCUGAGAUCGUGCCUUUCAGAUUGACCCAGAAUAUGGUAGAUGCAAUGGGUAUCAUAGGUAUCGAAGGCACGUUCAGAAUUACCUGUGAGGUAACAGGACAAAUCUUGAGAGAGAAUGAGGCAUCUCUCAUGAAUAUUCUUGAGACCUUGAUUUAUGAUCCAUUGUUGGAUUGGAAAACCCAAGAGAAUCCACAGGAUCAUCUUCGGAAAGUGAGAAGAAAGAUUAGAGGACUUCUUGAUGAGAAAGAGGGAUUGCCCAUGAAUAUCCAUGGCCAAGUGGAUGUCUUGAUUCAAGAAGCUACAUCGAAAGAGAAUCUUGCACAAAUGUACGGAGGAUGGGCUCCCUACGUUUAA
Messenger RNA from Candidozyma haemuli, 7032 nucleotides. It is a transcript of the gene MEC1, whose product is annotated as protein kinase. The transcript is spliced from 2 exons. Lineage: Eukaryota; Fungi; Ascomycota; Pichiomycetes; Serinales; Metschnikowiaceae. Gene Ontology annotation, biological process: DNA damage checkpoint signaling; protein phosphorylation; telomere maintenance. Gene Ontology annotation, cellular component: nucleus. Bases 1 to 7032 code for a protein of 2343 amino acids. The record is from RefSeq and is a predicted model, not a curated record. Gene Ontology annotation, molecular function: protein serine/threonine kinase activity; protein binding.